Periophthalmus magnuspinnatus is the source of this 831-nucleotide messenger RNA. RefSeq names its product radial spoke head component 1 (gene rsph1). Lineage: Eukaryota; Metazoa; Chordata; Actinopteri; Gobiiformes; Gobiidae. The transcript is spliced from 8 exons. Bases 98 to 805 code for a protein of 235 amino acids. Gene Ontology annotation, biological process: axoneme assembly; spermatid development. Gene Ontology annotation, cellular component: nucleus; motile cilium. The record is from RefSeq and is a predicted model, not a curated record.
GACGGGUUGAGAGAAUGGGGAAAAGAGAGUGGAGAGGGGAGGGUGCGCAGUCAUGCACACUGAGCCCACCUGAGAAUGUGAGAGGAAUGUGAAUGGAAUGAGGAAGUGUAUCAGCAUGGACAACACAUCAACACUGCUGGGAAGGGCAUCUGAGGAAUACGAAGGUGAGCGGAACGAAGCCGGGGAAAGGCAUGGCUUUGGGAGAGCGCUGCUGCCAAACGGGGACAUCUAUGAAGGACACUAUCAGCUCGGAAAAAGACACGGACAGGGCACCUAUCGCUUCAGGAAUGGGGCGAGAUAUGUGGGGAACUACUUCCAGAACAUGAAACACGGAGAGGGAACCUUUCACUACCCAGAUGGAUCCAAAUAUGAAGGUUCUUGGGCUGAAGACCUGAGACAUGGCCAUGGGAUCUACACCUACCCCAACGGAGACACAUACGAUGGACAGUGGCAGAAACACUUGAGACAUGGCCAGGGCACCUACCACUACCAGAAUACAGGCUCCAAGUACAAAGGCUCAUGGGAAAAUGGCAAGAUGGAGUCAGAGGGAGAGUACAUCCACUCCAACCACAGAUACAAGGGACACUUUAUCAAGAAUAGUCCUUCAGGCCCAGGGAAGUAUGUGUUUGACAUGGGCUUUGAGCAGCAUGGUGAAUUCAUUCAGGAGAAAACAGAAGGAGAGUGGGGUGAGAUGAGCCAAACCACAAAUGUCAAAUGGAUCCCAAAGUACAUCACUGGCCCCUCUUACAGCACUCCACUGAGGAACAUUUCAGCUUUGAAGAGAGACGUGGCUGCAGCAGAAUAAUCCACAGUUCAAUCUACAGAAAUACG